AUGAAUAAUAGUAGUGAUUGUAUUAGUAGUAAUAGUAAUAGUAAUAGUAAGGGUAGUUAUAAUAUAAAGUUUACUUUGUUACUAGAACAUUAUCAUAAAUAUCAAAAUCAACAACAGCAACAACAACAAAAAAAUGAUAAUAAUGUAAUUGAUGAUCAAGUGAAAAAGGAAAUAGCAAAGUAUCUAAUGGCUUUGAUUGUUCUAAGAACAAAGGUGACUGCACUUUACAGUGAGAAUAUCAUAGAUAGUCUUACCAAUAUUAUUGGACCAUACGUUUGUUUUACAAGUAGUUCAUCUACUACUGCUACCACAACAAAUACUACUGCUACAACUACUACUUCGACAACUGCUGUUGCUACUCAAACUGCUACUACUACUACUACUUCCACUCAAGCGGAAGUUGUAGUUGCUACUAAUGGAACACCGACUGUCACUACACAACUACCUGUCAUUCCUUUCAGUGUAGAUCAUUAUGAACUUCUUUCAAAGAUUGCCGAUCUCUAUCAGUUUGGUGCGUUGAAUACUAAAGGAUUGUUUGCUAUCAUACUGAAUGCUAUCAACUUGAUAUUGUUGAUGUUUCAAAGUUUCAAAUCCUACAAGGACUGUGACAUUUCCAAAUUGAAUCAACUUGUAAACAGUCCGACCUCUGCACUCAAGAAGAUUGGCAGUGGAUCACCUCGACUCGGUAGUGUCAAUACACAUGCACACGCACAAAAUAGUUACAACCCACAGAUUCUCUCGAAUAGCCAGGUGUUCUCGGAGCUCGAUACCGACCAGAUUUCAAUCCACUACCGUCCAUUCAUAAACUACCUGUUCGAGUGUAUAAAGAAUGGCGAUUGCUCCGAGCAUUGCUACAGCAAAACGGUUCGUCCCAAGGAGCAAGGUAGUUUCCUCUUUGACAGCGUGGUCGGUCCCAUCCAGAUCGGCGUGCCGCCAGAGACUAUCAAGACUUCGCUGAAGGCACACAGCGCCGUUCCACAGAUCUAUGUGCUGCCACACAUUCUCUGCUCGAACGGUGUCAGCUACUCCGAGGUGGAAUUCCCAGUGUUUUUCAACUUUUUCAUCAAGAAGGCCGCUUCGAAUCCGUUGCGUCGCGUCAUUAUGGUUGGCCAUGAAGAUCAGCUGCGUCGUGUUCGCUCCAUUUUCAAGGAGUCGAUGUUUGGACCGAAUCCCGACCAGAUCUACAUCAAAGAGGAGAUAUCGAAAGCAAAGUUGGACGCUGGCUACGCCAUUGACUUUGAAGCGGAGCGCGCCACUCUUGCCUACAGAAAGCACGGAAUGGAGUCAUCGAUCGAUGACUUUGUCAUAUUCAAACCGUUCGACCAGCGCAAUCAGGUGAAGAUCGACUUGCCAUCGAUUGAGAAUCCCGAUGAGAUGGCAUCGGUAGUCAUUGAGAAUCGUCAUGGAUUGAUUUGUUUCUACGAUGGUGAACACACUCGCUUGAAAGGUGUGGUCGACUCGACGAUGUCGCCACUACCCUCUGUUCUCAAGCAGGUCGCUACACUCAGCAGUCCGAGCCGCCAAUCGAUAAGCAACUUUGCACUCUCCACACCUAAAUUCAUCCCACCGACAUUCGGUAUCACAUUCCUCGGAACUUCGCACGGUUUCGAUCCGUUUGGACAAACGACAGGUUUCAUCAUUUGGAUCAAUGGAAACGGUGUGUUGGUAGAUCCACCCAUUGGAACAUCAAAGUAUCUUCAACACUUUGGACUCGGUGGACACCUAGUUGAAUGUGUCAUUCUCACUCACUGCCAUUCCGACCAUGACAGUGGACUUCUCCAACAGAUUGUUGAGGGUACCAAAAUGACACUCUACACAACCAGAACAAUCCACGAUUCCUACAUGAGAAAAGCACAGGCACUCACCGGUAUCGAUAAAAUCAAUGAGUUUUACAAUUGGGUUCCUGUUACCAUUGGUGACACUGUCCGUAUUCAAGGCGCAGACUUUGAGUUUGAUUAUAGUUUCCAUACGAUCCCAACGAUUCGUUUCAAGAUAUCGUUCCACGGCAAGACAAUGUCAUAUUCUUCCGACACCAAAUACUGUCCAGAGUCGUUGAGUCAGUUGGUAAAAGAUGGUGUGAUCAAUCCGCUACGUGAAUCCAGUCUGCGGAUACAUAUGCCGCCCUCGAUGAUCUACAAGAUAUUCUUUGCAAUGGAACCAAAGAAAGUUACAGCGGGAACCGUCAUAAUGCGUGCCGGUGACGACAGCGACUGUUGCUACCUGGUGGAGCACGGUACCGCCGACGUUUUGAUUCCAACGCCCGAGGAGAUGAAAUCGAUGGAGAAGUCGGGAUUCCAGUGUUUCGAUAGUCCAACAAUGAGUCGCGGACUAAACAAAUCGAUGAGCGCCAUCAAUACCAACUAUCAGAAUCAAGCUGGCGAUCAGUAUAUCGGUAGUUUCUUCACUGGUGACACCUUUGGCGAGAAUGCACUGUCGCGUCGUGCCAAGCGAAGUGCCACUGUCAUUGCUCGUACCGACAUGUCGUUGCUCUCGGUCAGUCACGACGCAUUCCUCAAACUCCAAAAAGAGCUGCGACAAGACGAGUUGCUGUCGUCGCUCUCACUCGAUCUCGAGCGGAUUGCACUGUACUCGCCGUUCCUCAAGAAUGUUCUCUCCAAGACAUUCCCAUUCUCGCAGUUGCAACUCUCGAAAGAACAGAUCGACUAUUUUGCAGCAACCAUCGAUUCAGAGAUGGUCUUUGAGGAGGGUGCCACCAUCAUCAAAGAAGACGAUCACGAUGACUCUAUAUUCAAUCUAACGCAAUUAGUUGAACAAAGAUUAUCUGAAAGUUUUAAUUAA
Messenger RNA from Heterostelium album PN500, 2799 nucleotides. RefSeq names its product cAMP/cGMP-stimulated cAMP/cGMP phosphodiesterase (gene pdeE). Lineage: Eukaryota; Evosea; Eumycetozoa; Acytosteliales; Acytosteliaceae. The record is from RefSeq and is a predicted model, not a curated record. Bases 1 to 2799 code for a protein of 932 amino acids. The transcript has 4 exons.